This is a messenger RNA of Paramecium sonneborni, 420 nucleotides long. NCBI's taxonomy places the organism in Eukaryota, Ciliophora, Oligohymenophorea, Peniculida, Parameciidae. The record is from the annotation of a GenBank genome assembly.
AUGGACAUCAACGAUUUGAUAUUCACUUUUUACGAAUAAGAAAUCGAUCCUAAAGAAGAUUAUUUAAGUCUUUUAUAAUCAGAUAGAAAUAUGCACCAAUCAUUAUUUGGUUUGCAUAGUCCUGAACCUUCUAUUAUUGAAAAUAUUUCAAAUAAUGGAAGUUUAUUCGAUUAUAACUUCUCAAACUACGAUAAUUCUGGUACUAAAUAAUCUUAAAUUGGUAUUUGCAAAACCAAUAAAAAAAUUCGUAAAAGAAAAUCAGAAAAUAGAGGACUUCUUAGUAAAAAUGAAUUCAUUAACAUUUUGCAGAGGAUAGAAUAAUGCUAAUCCAUUUAAUUUGUAUUGGAUUAAUUAUCUCUAACUGUCAAAUAAAUGAAGGAAAAAUUAAAAAGAAAAAUUGCCAUGACAUGCAAUUAGUGA